This is a messenger RNA of Arctia plantaginis, 678 nucleotides long. NCBI's taxonomy places the organism in Eukaryota, Metazoa, Arthropoda, Insecta, Lepidoptera, Erebidae. The record is from the annotation of a GenBank genome assembly.
AUGGGUGGGCGGAACAAGCUUCAAGACCUUUUCCGCGAGUUACCAAAAAUGUUUACAUGGUCUUAUUUGAAAGACUUAAUCAUCAAUCCUAAGCGAUUACCAUUCGUCAGUCUACUUAUCAUCAUAGCUGAACUUAUCAUUAACUUGUUGGUGGUGGAACGUGUCCCAUAUACUGAAAUCGAUUGGAAGGCUUACAUGCAGGAAUGUGAGGGAUUCUUAAAUGGUACCUUCGACUACAGUCAGCUACGGGGUGAUACUGGACCUCUAGUGUACCCUGCAGGAUUCGUGUACAUUUAUUCUUUCUUCUACUUCCUAACAAGUCGAGGUGAAAAUAUUAAAUUAGCACAGUACAUAUUUAUUAUUGAUGCUAAAAAUCUAGAAAAUAAAAGGAAGUAUAAACUUAAGAAAGACAUGAAACAUAAAUUGAAUAAGAAGGGUGAAGAAGAAGAGACUCUAACAAGAGAACAGGAGGAUUUCUUGAACUCAUUUGAAACUAUGUUGCAAAAAUCUUCUGAUAAAAUUAGGUUCCUCAUCUUAGCUCUCAUAGAAAUGUGUUGGAAUACAUACCCUAGUACUGAGGUAUCAAGUGCUUUACUGCAUGCUUGUCAUAUAUGUGUUCUUUUUGGAGUAUACAGAAAAUUAUCAGCUGAAUUAAAGAUUGUUACUAAAAUAGAAUAA